Thrips palmi is the source of this 4295-nucleotide messenger RNA. Its product is annotated as sarcalumenin. The transcript has 13 exons. The record is from RefSeq and is a predicted model, not a curated record. The coding region runs from base 16 to 2832 and encodes 938 amino acids. NCBI's taxonomy places the organism in Eukaryota, Metazoa, Arthropoda, Insecta, Thysanoptera, Thripidae. Gene Ontology annotation, molecular function: GTP binding.
CGAGCCCCGUCCAGCAUGGCCUCCUGCCGGGCCUCCUGCCGGGCCUCCUGCCGGCUCCUCUUCCUGGCGGCAUGCGCAGCCCUGUUCCUCGGGGCAUGCGUCCAGGACACCCACGCCUGGGGCAGCCCGGCUCCACCGCCAGCCCCGUCGGAGUCGGAGUGCAGGCCAUACAUCGAGAAGGCCCUCAAGGAGAUGGAACACCACGAAACGACAGGAACAGAAAACGAAUCGGGGGGCAGUAUAGAGAGCGGCGAACAGGCGCAGGCUGAUCAGCCCGACGAAGCAAGCAGCAAAGAGGAGUCCGAUGACGUCGUGUCCACGACGGAGGGCAUCGACGGCAACAGUGUGGAGGAGGCAGAUUCCAAAGAGACCCAGGAGGCGAGCACGGAGCAAUCCGAAGAUGCCACCGGGGAGGCCACCGAGGAGGCCACCGGGGAGGCCGUCGACGGGGACGCUACCGAAGAAGUCGUAGCCGAUUCGAAAGAGGAGGGAACAGAAACCGAAGAAAACGAAGGAGGGGAUUCAAAAGAGGCAGAAGCUGAGUCCACGGAAGGAGAGUCAAAGGAGAACGCCGAAGAGUCGGUGGAAGAGCCAGCCGAAGAGUCGGAAGCGGUGGCCGUAGAGGGAGAGCCCACGGAGGCAGCAGGCGAGGGCGGCGACUCACAGGAAGAAGCUGUUGAGGCAGAAUCGGAGGGCGGCGACUCCCAGGAGGAAGCAGCAGAGGCAGAAUCCGAGGACGCCGGCUCCAAGGAGGAAGGUGCUGACGGGGGCGACUCCGUGGAAGAAGCAGCAGAAGCUGAGGGAGCCGAGUCCGUAGAAGCAGCGGCCGAGGCGGGAGAUUCAGCAGAAGGGGGCGACUCCAAGGAGGAGAGCGAGUCUGGCGAAGCGGCCGAAGCUGGCGAUAAUGCAGAGGACUCCAAAGAAGCCGCUGAGGGUGGCGACUCUCAAGAAGAAACCGCUGAGGCUGGUGACUCUCAAGAAGAAACUUCUGAGGCUGCUGAUUCCAAGGAAGAAACUUCUGAGGCUGCUGAUUCUAAGGAGGAAACCGCCGAUGCUGCUGAUUCUAAGGAAGAAGGGGCUGAGGCUGGUGAUUCACAGGAAGAGGCCGCAGAAGGUGGUGACUCCAAAGAAGAAACCGCCGAACCGGGAGACUCUAAGGAAGAAACAGCUGAGAGUGUUGACUCACAGGAGGAAACCGUUGCAGAUGGCGAGUCCAAGGAGGCUGUUGAAGGUGGUGACUCCAAGGAGGAAGCUGCUGAGGAAGUUGACUCAAAGGAGGAAGCUGCUGAGGCGGCAGAAUCCACAGAAAGCAAAGGAGACUCCAAAGAAGAGGCCUCAGACUCAAAAGAAACCACUGAAGACUCCACCGAAGACAAACCCGCAGAAGAGGCUGCAGUGUCUGCAGAAAGUGUAGAACAGGUUGAGGCAGAGGCUCAAAGUGAUGAAGAGAGCACAGCAGGAGAUUCUGAAGAGUUGCCUGAAGAGGACUUAAUAUUGCCAAUUGAGAUCCCAGAGAAUUUAAGGCCUAGGGAUCACAUUUCACGCAUUCUAAAACUUGAUGAUAGUUCAGCCGAAUCCGAAGUUGUAAUGGAUAAAGUUACAGAUACAACACUACGAGAGCUUAAACGUCUUUAUGAUACAGCUAUCAAACCACUUGAAUUAUUAUACAAAUACAGAGACCUCAGCAACAGGCACUUUGGAGACCCUGAGAUUUUCUCCAAGCCAUUGAUUUUGUUCAUGGGCCCAUGGAGUGGCGGAAAAUCAACUAUUAUUAACUACUUACUGGACAAUGAAUACAGCCAGUAUUCACUGAGAACAGGAGCUGAGCCAUCACCUGCCUACUUCAACAUUCUUAUGCACGGUGAACGCCAGGAAAUUCUGGAUGGUACCCAACUAGCAGCUGACUGGACUUUCUCAGGACUUCAGAAGUUUGGACAAGGACUACUAGACCGCCUCCGAGGGGUGAGGCUGAACUCUCCUCUGUUAGAAAAGGUGAACAUUGUUGAGAUUCCUGGCAUCCUGGAAAUCAGGAAGCAAGUGGAGCGCAUGUUCCCUUUCAAUGAUGCCUGUCAAUGGUUCAUUGACCGAGCAGAUAUUAUAUUCCUUGUCUAUGAUCCUUCCAAACUGGAUGUUGGGCCUGAGACAGAAGCCAUCCUUGACCAGCUGAAGGGUAGAGAAUAUCAGACUCGAAUUAUCCUCAACAAGGCUGAUCAAGUAAAACCAGAAGAGCUAAUGAGGGUUCAGGGAACUUUAAUUUGGAAUAUUAGUCCACUUAUGUCAAGUGCUGAGCCACCUAUUAUGUAUUCAACAUCAUUGUGGUCAAUGCCAUAUGAGAACGGGGCACCCAUUCGCUUACUACAAGCUCAAGAACAUGCAUUCCUUCGAGACUUACGAGAAGCCGUUUUCAAACGUGUGGACAAUAAAAUAGCAAGUGCACGUCGUUUUGCUGUUCGUGUGCGCAACCAUGCCAAAAUGGUGGACUGCUACCUCACAACGUACUACAACCACAAAACAUUCUUUGGAAACAAGAAGAAGACUGCAGAUGACAUUAUUGAGCAUCCCCAGGAAUACCAUAUUUAUGAAGGUUUAAGUACCCUGACUAACAUCUCUCGCUACGAUUUGCCAGAUCCUGAGACAUACCGGGACUUCUUCAAGCUUAAUCCUCUUUUUGAGUUCCAACAACUCGCUGCAACAUGCACGUAUUUCCGAGGGUGCCCUAUCAAUAGGCUUGAUGUAGCCAUUGCAUAUGACUUGCCCGAAUUAAUUGGAAAAUACAAAAAGAGUGUAGAAGAUGCACAAGCAGAGUAUGAGAAGAAGCAGCCAAAAAGUUGAAAAUAUUGAAUUGGUGAUAGAAUAUUUCCCCAGGACAGAACAGCUUUAUCUUACUGAGACAGCUGCAAAUAUCAUUCAAUUUAAAGUGACUUGAAUAUUUUUUUACAAGAACUUGGCACGAGACCUCAGCAUUUAAAAAAUAUCAAUGCUGUCCUAAUGAAGCAAGUCACUUUACUUUUUUCUUUUAAAAGACAAAAACGAAGAUUAACUAUACUAUCUUUAAGAUCUCAUCUGCUUCAAUUUUGUUAUACACUAAAGAUCAUGUAAAAUUCCUUAAGUUUUCAUUGCCAAUUUAAAUAAAUUUAAACCAUUUUUCAAAUAACAUUUUAAUUUUUUUUUUUUUUUGCUUUCUUUGGAAAGAGAAUGAAUGAUCUAGUAGACUUUUGAAUCUUUGAAUUGUGUUAAAUGAGUACAAAGGUGAUGUGAUACCAUUUGAAAUGAGGUGGAGUCUAUGCACAAUUGUACAGCAUUUUAAUCAUGUUUUCUAAUCAAGACAGAAAGUAUGUUGUAUCUGUUAUCGUUCCCUUAUCAUUGUGGCUAGACAAUCUACAAAAGAGAAGAGAGAGAGAGAAAGAGAGCUGCCAAGAGGGACAGCACAAUACCUUGUUGACUUGGUCACUUGCUACUGACCACAAAAAUGGUCAGUUUCAUCAAAUAUGAUAGAAGAAUAAACGUAACAGCAUAGGGUAUAACCUCUUAAAGUCUGGUUUUCAAAAGAAAACAAAAGCUCUAGAGGUGUUGCUAAGAUAAGCAGCUUUCAUCAUUCCUCAUCGAAGCUCUCCCGUAAUACAGUGCAAGUUUUGGCUCCAGAUCUCAUAUUAAGUUGCAUAUGAGAGGAAAAAGGGGUGCUGGUGAACUGUCAGUCACUUUAGAUCACCCUCUUUUUUACAGGAGAAAAUUAAUGAAAAUUGAAACUAUUCUGGGAGCAACUUUGCUGGCUUAUUCUUCUGUAGCGCAUUCUUACAUUAUCCUUCUAUUUCUUAACAGAAGAAAAAAGAAAAAAGGCUUGGAGAGCAGAAAAUAGGUUAACCAAUCUCUGUUGACAGGGUCCAUCAUUUUGUAGUGAUAUUGUUUUCCUAAGUUUUGUGUAGCACUAUUUCUUUGAGGGACGUCUUCGAGAAAAAAUUUGAUAUAUACACCAAACUGGGAUCAUUAAAAUAAUGUGAAUAAUUAAUUUCUCCAGUCUAAUCGUGAGAGACCUAGCGGGAUGCUGUGAGUGUAAAAUUAAAAGUUAUGUUAACAAGCUACAUGGGCGGUUGAAGGGUCACCUUCCUGAAAAACCUGAAAUUAAAAAUUUGCGGUGCUUUUCUUAGCAGCGUGCAGACAUGCGAUCCCUCUCCUCUUCCCUCACUUUACCUCCCCCACACUUGCAAAAAUACCCUUAAAACCGCCCAUGAAAAAGUAUGGUUUAAGGAUAUUAAAAAAAAAAUCCACAAAAACAAUAAAAAAUUAUGAAAAAUUUA